AUGGACCAGGGGUCAUGGGGGUUUCACCAGAAAUGCUCAAAAAGUGGCUGUGUUGGACUUAAGCUGUGUUGGUGUCUGAUUUUUUUUGUGUGGCUGAAGCUGAGUGAGAAGAAGAUCACGGAGGCCUUGCUGAAGGAAAGGGAUAAACAGGCAAAAUGGAAUGGGAUCCCCUUGCUGUUGCAGAAACUGUAUGAGCACAGCCACCCAAACAGCGACUUCUCCCAGUGCCAAAGCAUCCUAAAGGAAAUUUCUCCUCUCCUUUCAAUGGAAGCCAUGGUUUAUGUCACAGAGGACAGAAAAGCUGCUCAAGAGUCCAGUUUCCCAAACACAUACACAUUUGACUUGUUUGGAGGAGUCGAUCUUUUAGUAGAAAUUCUCAUGAGACCAACUCUUAUUACACAGAAAAAGAAGCAGAAAAUAAGUGAUGACCUCAUCAAGGACUGUUUAAGCAUACUGUACAACACCUGUAUAUGUACGGAAGGAGUCACAAGGCGGCUGGCAGAGAGAAAUGACUUUGUGUUGUUCCUGUUUACACUGAUGACAAACAAAAAGACAUUCCUACAAACUGCAACGCUGAUUGAAGAUAUCCUGGGAGUUAAAAAGGAAAUGAUCCAGCUGGAUGAUAUUCCCAACCUGGCAAGCCUGGUGUCCAGCUUUGACCAGCAGCAGCUGGCCAACUUCUGCAGGAUCCUGGCUGUCACCAUCUCAGAGCUCGACACGGGCAGUGAUGACAAGCACACACUUCUGGCCAAAAAUGCCCAGCAGAAAAAAAACUUGGGCCCUUCCCGAGCUGAAAUUAAUCAAGCUACACUUCUGAAUAUUCCAGGCUUCAUUGAGCGGUUGUGCAAACUGGCCACACGGAAGGUGUCUGAAACAACAGGAACUUCCAGCUUCCUGCAGGAGCUGGAGGAGUGGUACACCUGGCUGGACAAUGCCCUCGUGCUGGAUGCACUGAUGAGAGUGGCAAAUGAAGAGGCAGAGCAGAGCAGUACAGAGUCUUCAGAUGAGAGUGGACUGGCCAACACCUCCACAAGGACACAGCUGCCCCAGUCCAUGAAGAUCAUGCACGAGAUCAUGUACAAGCUGGAGGUGCUGUAUGUUCUCUGUGUGCUGCUCAUGGGCAGGCAGAGGAACCAGGUUCAUAAAAUGAUAGCGGAGUUCAGACUCAUUCCUGGCCUCAAUAACCUGUUUGACAAACUCAUCUGGAGGAAGCACUCAGCCUCAGCCCUUGUUCUGCAUGGACACAACCAGAACUGUGAUUGCAGCCCGGAUAUUACUUUAAAGAUACAAUUCUUGAGGCUUCUUCAGAGCUUCAGUGACCACCAUGAGAACAAGUAUCUCCUUUUGAACAGCCAGGAGCUGAAUGAGCUGAGUGCAAUCUCCCAUAAAGCCAACAUCCCUGAAGUGGAUGCAGUUGUCAACACUGACAGGAGCCUUGUCUGUGAUGGGAAGAGAGGUUUGUUGACCAGACUGCUUCAGGUCAUGAAGAAGGAACCAGCAGAAUCCUCCUUCAGGUUUUGGCAAGCAAGGGCAGUUGAAAGUUUUCUGCGAGGCACCACCUCCUAUGCAGAUCAGAUGUUCCUCCUCAAGAGAGGACUCCUGGAGCAUAUUCUCUACUGCAUUGUUGAUAGUGAGUGCAAGUCACGGGAUGUGCUUCAGAGUUACUUUGACCUUCUGGGAGAGCUGAUGAAAUUUAAUAUUGAUGCAUUCAAGAGAUUCAACAAGUACAUCAACACAGAUGAAAAGUUCCAGAUAUUUUUAAAUCAGAUCAACAGCUCUCUGGUGGACUCCAACAUGCUGGUUCGCUGCAUCACGCUGUCCCUGGACCGGUUUGAAAAUCAGUCUGAUGCUAAAGUUGCAGAAGUCCUGUCCGAGUGCCGCCUGUUGUCCUACAUGUCCCAGAUGUCCAUGAGAAUGUCCUUCCUCUUCCGUCUCAUUAACAUUAUCCAUGUACAGACACUCACACAGGAAAAUGUCAGUUGUUUGAACACAAGUUUAGUUAUCCUAAUGCUGGCCCGAAGGAAAGAAAAGCUCCCUUUUUAUCUGCGCACCUUGCAACAGAUGGAAUACACAGAAAAAUACCCUGGAUUCAUCCUGAACAACUUCCACAGUCUCCUGCGAUUCUGGCAGCAGCAUUACCUCAACAAGGAUAAAGACAGCACCUGCUUAGAAAAUAGCUCCUGUAUUAGUUUUACCUACUGGAAAGAGACUGUUUCGAUACUGCUCAGUCCGGACCGGACGUCCCCCUGUGCCAUAGUCAGCUACAUCGACGAGGCGUACAUGGACAUUGACAGAGACUUUUCCGAGGAGUAAUUCCCCGCUCCAGCCUCUGACGGACAGCUCGGAGGGUCCCUGGCAGCCCGGGGAUUUUCAGGGAUACGCUGUGUAGUGUGUGUGUGUGUGCGCAGCUCGGAGCUGCGGAGCGUCGUCCCACCCCCGCCCCUGCCGGCCCCCAGCUCUGACCUCCGACACUCAGACAGCUCUCUGGGCAACACAUUCAGGGAUGUAUCUUCCAGUUGUUCUGGGAUAAAAAUUAUCACCUGCACAAAC
Messenger RNA from Cyanistes caeruleus (blue tit), 2550 nucleotides. It is a transcript of the gene TRPC4AP, whose product is annotated as transient receptor potential cation channel subfamily C member 4 associated protein. Lineage: Eukaryota; Metazoa; Chordata; Aves; Passeriformes; Paridae. Gene Ontology annotation, cellular component: Cul4A-RING E3 ubiquitin ligase complex. Gene Ontology annotation, molecular function: phosphatase binding. Gene Ontology annotation, biological process: ubiquitin-dependent protein catabolic process. The record is from RefSeq and is a predicted model, not a curated record.